Messenger RNA from Danio rerio (zebrafish), 1743 nucleotides. NCBI's taxonomy places the organism in Eukaryota, Metazoa, Chordata, Actinopteri, Cypriniformes, Danionidae. The record is from RefSeq and is a predicted model, not a curated record.
GAAAGAUGACAGCUUUCUUUUAGUCACAAUUUAACAGACGUUCCCGUCAGGACUUUUAUUUUAGUUUGUCAAUAUGACGUGAUAGAUGGUCGCCGCGCUCCCGGCGCGCGUGUGAUUCUCCAGAAAAAGAGUCCCAAGCUGGAAAACCUCCUGCUGAAAUAUCUUGACAAUAUAAGAUCAAGAUGGUGUUUAUUAAAGAGGAGAGUGAAGAUGUGAAGGUCGAAGAAACAUUCAGUGUUAAACAUGAAGAUCCUGAGGAACAAGCAGACCUGAUGCUGCCAAAAGAGGAGAGUGAAGAAUUGAAUAGCACGGAAGAUACAUGUCUAAAUGAGGAACAUAAUUAUAGCAUUGUGGUAGACAAAUCUUUGAGUUGCCCACAGAUCUCGCGUAAAAGAGUUCAGCCGAAAGAAACCAGAACUCCUGUCACUUGUAAACAGUGUGGAAAGAGUUUCAUUCGAAACGGAAGCCUUAAGAUCCACAUGAGAGUUCACACAGGGGAGUGUCCGUACGCCUGUCUACAGUGCGGGAAGAGUUUCACUCAGCAAGGAAGCCUAAAAGUCCACAUGCGAAUUCACUCCGGUGAGAGGUCUUUCAUCUGUCAGCAGUGCGGGAAGAGCUUCAGUCAGAAGGGUAGCCUCAAAAUACACAUGAGGAUACACACUGGAGAAAGCCCGUUCGCUUGCCGAGAAUGCGGGAAAAGCUUCUCCCGUAAAGCAUGCCUCGAAAGCCACGCAAGAAGUCACACCGGAGAGAAGCCGUUCGCCUGCCCUCGAUGUGGGAAGAGUUUUACACGGAAACCCUCCCUUGACGGCCACAUGAAAGUUCACACAGGACAGAGUCCGUUCGUCUGUGAAGACUGCGACAAGAGCUUCUCGCAAAACGGAAAUUUUAAAGCUCACAUGAGGAUUCACACCGGAGAGAGACCGUUCAUCUGUGGGCACUGCGGAAAGAAAUUCCGAGGUAGAGUGAAUCUCAACUACCACGUGAAGAUUCACUCAAGGGAGGACUGCUUCGUAUGUCAUCCGUGCGGAAGGAGUUUCUCAAACAGCGCACGCUUCAAAAGACACCAAGGGCUUCAUGCCACAGGCGAGCUUUUCACAUGUGUUCAGUGCGACAAGGGUUUCCUGUCGGACGAACGCCUGAAACGCCAUUCGAAAACUCAUUCUGGAAAGAAAGCACAGCGCUCUGGAUGUGGAAAACGUUCUGGGAGAAGGAGAACAUUCAACCAUUGCCGCUCACGAUGAAAGCUAAUCAACUGUGGUCAGUGUGAAUGAAUGUAUUUCGAUGCCACACUCAAAAGAUACACCUUGUGUGCUAGGAGAUGGCUCAGCAGUAAAUCUAUGGCUAUGGAUACUAUGGAUAGCAUCGAAUAUCCUACAGUUUCAACAUAUUUUUCAGCUGCCGUGUGCCCACAGCGUGUGCCAUCAUUCUGUACAAGGAAGCUCAUCUGGUGACCGCUUCAAUCCACUUCUAGAUGCAGGAUAUCAGUCUGUGACACAAGUGUCAAACUCAGUUCCAACCCUGAUUAAACACAGCUAAUCAAACUAAUUGAGUUCUUCAUUCUUGUUUGAUACCUACAGAUGGAUGUGUUGAAGCAGGGCUGGGACUAAACUCUGCAGGGUUGCGAGUUUUACACAGUCCUUGUCUAUGAUUUGAUUGUUUACUGACUUGUUAGUUAGUCGAGUGUAACGGAGGCCAGCUAGUGAGUGCUGUGCAGGUAAACCUCACUCCUCUGACCACUAA